AUGAUGGGUCUCAAGGUGGAGCAGCGUGUGGUCCCCCAUUGUCAUCUUGUGCCAUGCUCCACCAUUCAAAGUCAACAGAAACUACAGGCUCAGCGGAAACUCAGCAUUGCCUGUCUAAUCUGCUUUCUCUUCAUGGUGGGAGAAGUUAUAGGUGGAUACCUGGCACAUAGCCUGGCCAUCAUGACAGAUGCAGCCCACCUGUUGACAGAUAUGGGAAGCAUGGGUGUCAGCCUCUUUUCACUCUGGGUGUCUACUCGCCCAGCCACCAAAACCAUGAGCUUUGGUUGGCACCGCUCAGAAACACUGGGUGCCUUGGCUUCUGUCCUCUCUAUCUGGAUCGUUACAGGAGUGCUGGUCUACUUAGCUUCAGCCCGCAUAAUUAGCAACGACUAUGAAAUUGAAGCUUCUGUGAUGCUGGGCACUUCAGCCUGUGCAGUGGGAGUGAACAUCAUCAUGGUCUACCUUCUGCAUCAGUCAGGCUCUGCACACAGUCAUGGAUUCAGCACAAGAGGCUAUGAACAGAUUGAGGACAGCCCUCAUGUCCCCUCCAUACCCACCCAUGACAACACCAGUGUCCGAGCAGCUUUUGUACAUGUGGUGGGGGACCUACUUCAAAGCAUUGGGGUCUUUGUGGCUGCCACUGUCAUCUAUUUCAAGCCCCAGUGUAAGAUUGCUGACCCAGUGAGUACUUUCCUCUUCUCAGUCUUUGUGCUGUGCUCCACUUUAACCAUUCUUCGUGAUGUUUUUCGAGUACUGAUGGAAGGGACACCACGAGGUGUGGAGUUCCAAGCAGUUAAGGAAACCCUGCUCUCUGUCAAAGGUGUGAAGCAGGUCCAUAAUCUGCACCUUUGGGCUUUAACGCUCAGCCAUCAUGUUGUGGCUGUACACUUAGCUGUUGAAUCCGAUGCAGACAUGGAGGCUGUGCUACAACAAGCCACAACUCUGCUACAAAGCAAGUUUGGCUUCUUCUCAUGCACCAUUCAGGUGGAGCACUACCUGGAUGACAUGGCCACCUGCCACCAGUGCCAGGAUCCACAGGACUAA
This is a messenger RNA of Thamnophis elegans (Western terrestrial garter snake), 1044 nucleotides long. It is a transcript of the gene SLC30A3, whose product is annotated as solute carrier family 30 member 3. Gene Ontology annotation, biological process: zinc ion transmembrane transport; response to zinc ion. The transcript is spliced from 7 exons. Bases 1 to 1044 code for a protein of 347 amino acids. Gene Ontology annotation, cellular component: plasma membrane. Lineage: Eukaryota; Metazoa; Chordata; Lepidosauria; Squamata; Natricidae. Gene Ontology annotation, molecular function: zinc ion transmembrane transporter activity. The record is from RefSeq and is a predicted model, not a curated record.